Osmerus eperlanus (European smelt) is the source of this 2661-nucleotide messenger RNA. RefSeq lists its product as uncharacterized. The transcript has 7 exons. Lineage: Eukaryota; Metazoa; Chordata; Actinopteri; Osmeriformes; Osmeridae. The record is from RefSeq and is a predicted model, not a curated record. The coding region runs from base 629 to 1477 and encodes 282 amino acids.
CCAUCACAUCAGUCUCUACCCGCUGAAAGACUGGACACUAAAGAAGGGAAAUAUGUACAUUAAUAUGCUUCGCUCUAUUGAACUGAUGCUAUCUAUUAAAAUAACAGUAGAAGUAGUUGGUGCGAGUGACUGUUGAUCGUGCUGUUGAGUACGGCAGAGCAGACAGAAGGAGAGGUAUGUAGUUCCUGAGUCGAAGAGUUCGUGAUUCACUUUGUAACAAAGUUACAGGCACAAACGGGCCUUGAGAAGUAAACAUGAGGGCAGGGAGCAGACAGACAUGGAUCUCAGGACGGAGAGGAGGGAAGGGCAGCUUGUAUUUCAAGAUUUUUAAAGAAGUCUUGGUCGGUUUGAAGUUUAUCAGUAAGAUUAACUCACUUAUUUGAAUCUAGAAAACCGUUUACCCAGAGAAGGAUCUACUUCCCCAGCGAGCGAGCGAGUGACACAACACAGAACCCCAACAAAGCUGUAUGUUGAUGUGAUAGAUCCAGGGCAAGGUGAGUCCACCUCUGUGUUCUGCUGAUGUCACGUCAUGAGAAAGUGAUGUCACCUAUAACACUAGUGUAAGACUUCCGGGUUGUGUAGAGCGAAAGCGCGUCUUUAUCAUAAGCAACAGACAAUUUGACGGAUAAUGUCUUCAUCAGGAAGAGACGCUGACCUCAAGACCAAGUAUGAUCGCCUCUUCAACGAAGCUCUUCAGCUGGCAGACCUUCCCAGGUCCCAGGACAGGGUGGAGCGUCUCGUCUCUGACGAGGGCUCCUACGUAGCUCACGGAGGAAGCUACGACACUUUCCAGUUCCAGAACACGUGUGUUCUGGAUUCCCUCUUAGCUGGGAUUCACUUCCUAGACAUGCAGUUUCCCCAGAUCCAGGAACUUUUCUCGACUGAUCGAACCGUCGUUGCAGUUCUACGUUUCAUGCACCAUGGGGAGUAUAACAAGGCAAAGGCGUUGUGGCUGAUCAACUUGAGCCUUCGGAGUGGUGACAACCGCAAUUUUGACAGUCAAUUCGUACAAAUCAGGGGUUAUCCCGGCGACCACCUGCCCAACUUCUCAGACCUGGUGUGGGCCACCUUCCACUACGAUGAGGACAGAUUCAGCCCUCGGCCUGAAGACCCGCUGAUGAAGAUCACACUAAAGGCCUUCCAGGACUACGGGGACGUGAAGCUACUGGGUGUUCAGAGGGCUCAGCUGGUCCUGGUGUAUAUCGAUGGGCGCAUGGACACCCUACCCCCUCUCUCUGUUAGGGAUGACUGUGGGAGGACGUACACACUGGAGUUCCUGUUGCUGGGGGAGAUCACGCCUCACGACAACCACAUGGUCCUGUACACCAAUCUGAUUGGCCGGUGGAUGAUCUUUGACGCCGCAGCAACCCCGGGUUUCCAAGCGGUUGAAUGGAGCCAGGCGGCUGAAUGGAGCAAGGCGGCGACACACUACUUCCCCUCCCUGGCCGCGUACGUGUGGAAAGAACACCAAGAGUAGCCAAACACUGCAGGAUUUAUUUUUUUAUUUGUUUUUCAAAUGUAAUUUAAAUGUUGUUUUUUAUAAACUUUUAUACAAAUCUUGAUUUACUUUAUAAGCUAUAACAGUGCCUAAACAUAGACAUAGUGAAAGGGCUUCUAUUUCAUGGUCGGCAUUUCAAACAUACAGUUCUCAUUCUAAUUAGAACUAUUGUGCAUACAGUAGUUAACAUAAUGUUAUGAAGGUUGUUAUUUUGAUGGUUAGAAGACAGACCCAGCUGGUGUUCAGAAGGAGCCCACUCCCAGGGCCUUCCUGGUCUGCUCAAAGGUCAACCAGAAAGUCAGAGACCAGGGCGCCUGCAAAGUUGACAUCAGUGUUACUGCUGUUCUAGGUUAUAAAACAGCUCGUUUUGUAACGCACUGUCACAUAUCAUUAAGUAUUUUCUGCCUGAGCCUGUCACUGUGCAACACGAGUGUUCGGGCAAGGCUGUACAUUAGUUACAUUAGCUACCAUGUAACUACAUAGCAACACUUUACAUCAGGAAAUGUUGUGUUUGUACAAUCAGACAGGACUACUGUACCCAGGAAACGGACAGGAAGUGGGCCUACUGUACCCAGGAAACAGACAGGAAGUGGGCCUACUGUACCCAGGAAACAGGAAGUGGGCCUACUGUACCCAGGAAACACGAAGUGGGCCUACUGUACCCAGGAAACAGACAGGAAGUAGGCCUACCAUUCUCAUCCAGGUGGGCAGGAAGCCUUUGUAGAGGGACAGGAAGCCCUCUCCUCUCACAGCUUGCAGCAGGCAGUCUGUAGAGGACCUGUACAGCAAGCCCCUAGGGACAAAACACUACACUGCUGAAGUGCAGAGUCUGAGUGAAGUAGAAUACAAUAGAAAAAAGUAGAGUAGAACUAUUGUCCAUCCAGGGUGGACAUUGUUACUGCCUGCCAGAGACCUUUUCAUUCUCCACCACAUGGAUCUGAAUGUCCUUUACAUUUCUAAAGGGGGUGGGCGUGCAGAAAUCCAUCUCUAGAAGAGGAAGCUGCUACGUUAGUUUAAUCACUAACAUGAAGCAAACGUUUACCACUUCUUCAUAUAUAGUAAUUAAGCUGUUACUAUGGUAUGACCUUGUAAAAAGAUAUGUUGUAAUUAUGGAAUAUGCUGUAGUUUUUUGUAAAGAUAAAAACGAUACACAUGGUUUAAUA